Molecule: messenger RNA, 1662 nt
Organism: Aureococcus anophagefferens
Lineage: Eukaryota; Pelagophyceae; Pelagomonadales; Pelagomonadaceae
Gene: PTA3
Product: putative inorganic phosphate transporter
Exons: 1
Coding region: 1-1662 (553 amino acids)
Biological process (GO): phosphate ion transmembrane transport
Cellular component (GO): membrane
Molecular function (GO): phosphate transmembrane transporter activity
Source: RefSeq, a predicted model, not a curated record
AUGGGCGUGCUCCUCCUCGUCACGCUGGCGUCGGAGAUCUCCGCGAACCGGUCCGACUGGGAGCAGGAGGACUACACGUGGCUCAUCGUCUGCGCGGGCAUCCUCGCGUUCUGCGCGGCCUGGGGCAUCGGCGCCAACGACGUCGCCAACGCCUACGCGACGUCCGUCGGGUCCAAGGCCAUCACGGUGAAGCAGGCCGUCAUGCUCGCGUCCGUCUUCGAGUUCCUCGGCGCGCUCCUCAUGGGCUCGAACGUGUCCAAGACCAUCCGCAAGGGCAUCGCCGACGUCAAGUGCUUCGACGACAACCCGGGCCUGCUCAUGUACGGCAUGACCUGCGUCAUCAUCGCCGUCGCGGUCUGGCUCCUCGUCGCGUCGUACCUCGAGAUGCCCGUGUCGACGACGCACUCGUGCGUCGGCGGCAUCAUCGGCAUGGCCAUGAUGUCCCGGGGCCGCCGCUGCGUCGUCUGGAACUACACGAAGAACGACUACGGCAACGGCAACACGAACAUGAGCUUCGACAACUUCCCGUUCCUCGACGGCGUGUCGGAGAUCGCCGUGUCGUGGGUCCUGAGCCCCAUCGCGUCGGGCUUCUGCGCGGCCAUCCUCUACGGCAUCACCAAGUACGUCGUCCUCGAGUCGUCGCUCAUCCCCGAGUCCGUCGCGCCGCCGCACCUCCGCGCGAAGGUCCUCUUCCCCUUCAUCGUCGCGUUCACCUUCGGCGUCAACUCCGUCUUCUGGAUCGUCAAGGGCACCAAGGGCCAGCCCGAGCGCUUCGGCACGAGCCGCCUCGUGCGCGAGGCCAAGGCCGGCAACCUCGCGCCGGCCAUCGAGGUCGGCGGCAUGGUCGCGGCCUGCGGCUUCGCGCUCGCGGCGCUCGCCGUCAUCCCCAUGUCCAAGUGGGUCGACGACGACAUCGCGGCCAAGGAGGCCGCCAAGGCAUCCGCCGGCGACGACGCGGAGAAGGGCGCCGCCGCCGACGCCGCGCCCGCCGAGGGCGUCGUCGGCUACGUCAAGCACGAGCUCCUCGAGGCGGACCCGCACGCCGUGCUCAAGACGAACGAGAAGGUCGGCGACAUCCACGCGAACGUCAAGCACCACGACGCCAAGGCCGAGGGCUUCUUCCGCUACGUCCAGGUCUUCACGGCCAUUGUCGACUCCUUCUCCCACGGCGCCAACGACGUCGCCAACGCCAUGGGCCCCUUCGCCGCGGCCUACGUCGCGUACAAGAAGGGCAAGGUCGUCAAGUCGCAGGAGCUCACGGACGGCACGAUGAUGUGGAUCCUCGCCAUCGGCGGCGUCGGCAUCGUCGUCGGCCUCGCGACCUACGGCUACAAGAUCAUGAACGCCAUGGGCGUCAAGCUCACGGCCAUCACGCCGUCGCGCGGCUACUGCAUCGAGCUCGGCGCGGCCUUCGUCAUCAUCUACGGCACGGCCCAGGGCUGGCCGCUGUCGACGACGCACUGCCAGGUCGGCGCGACGGUCGCCGUGGGCCUCUUCGAGGGCACGGCCGGCGUCAACGGCAAGCUCUUCGCGAAGACCUGCUUCGGCUGGAUCAUCACGCUCGUCGUCGUCGGCACCGGCACGGCCAUCCUCGUCGGCCCCUCGCCGGAGCCCCUCAAGGACGAGUACUGCGCCGACUGGGCCGCGGUCCACUACAACUAG